Messenger RNA from Oreochromis niloticus (Nile tilapia), 1764 nucleotides. RefSeq names its product polymeric immunoglobulin receptor. The transcript is spliced from 4 exons. Bases 185 to 811 code for a protein of 208 amino acids. Lineage: Eukaryota; Metazoa; Chordata; Actinopteri; Cichliformes; Cichlidae. Gene Ontology annotation, molecular function: transmembrane signaling receptor activity. The record is from RefSeq and is a predicted model, not a curated record. Gene Ontology annotation, cellular component: plasma membrane.
CACUCAGUACCUGUUAUUCAUCCACUGCAUUUCUCUGAGCUGUGUCAGCAGCACAGCAGGGGUGAUCCAUGUGUCUGGAUAUGAGGGGGCAGAUGUUAAUGUUUCUUGUUCCUAUGAGAAGGGAUUUCAAUCUUCCGAGAAGUACCUGUGCAAGUCAAACUGUGGCAGGAAUGAUGUUCUUAUCAUGACCACACAACCGAAAAACAACAAAUACUCCAUCUACGAUGACAAAAAGGCUCAAAUCUUCACUGUGACCAUCUUCGAUUUGCAGAAAAGGGAUGCAGGGAAAUACUGGUGUGGCAUCUCCUUAUUUGGAAAUGACAUCUACACUGAAGUCAUAGUGGAUGUUAAGCAAGACAGCUGCUGUAACAGUGUGACCAAAAUAAAAAGCUAUAAAAAAGAUUCAGUGACCAUUAGUUGUCCUUAUGAGUCUGAGUACCAGAACAACCUGAAGUACAUCUGCAGAGGAACACGGCCCUCCAUAUGUCUGCAGCAGGCACUGAUCACCUCUGACAACAAAGAAAAUGGACGAUUCAGACUUGAUGAUGACAAAGUGUUAGGAACAUUCACAGUGAACAUUACCAGACUGACCCGAAGGGAUUCUGGUUUAUACCUUUGCGGUGUCCAAAGAAACAGUGGACUAGAUGUUUUCUCUGCUGUUGAGCUUCAAGUCAAAGCGAUUCACGUUCUGGUUUACUUUCUGCCCGCACCUCUGGUUAUGAUGCUGAUACCGACAGUGGCUUGGAUCAAGGUUUAUAAAUGCACCAAAGUGAGAGGUAAAACACACAUAUGCACACAAACACAUAUAUAGAUUUGUCCACACACAAGCACUUUAAUUUUUUGUUUUCUGUGUUGCUCCAGCAGCUGACAUCGGCAUGAACAGAAUCAUGAUAAACACUGAAGAAGCAGGAGAAGCAAAGCUUAAGGAUCAUGUGAGAGGAAAAUACACGAGACAGUAUUAGAAGCAUUUAGAGUGUGCAAUGUUUGCUGCACCGUACUGGCGAUUUAGCUUGCUUUGACAGUGGUCCUGCAAAUGUUACGUUUAUUCUCAGGCACAUCUUCCCACCAUGUCCUCUAACAUGUGUACAUUAUUUCAAUAUUACAUUUCUGUAGACUCCUAUUUACUCAAUUUAGGCUAAAAAAUCAGAGAAAUAGACGCACCUGGUGCUAGUGAGCCAAAAAAAUAUGUUAUCAUCAAGAAAUGAUUAUGCCAUGUGUCCAUCUUAUUGUGACCUCUGAAUUUCACAGUGAGUUUCCUUCAUCAUUGUAAUCUUUCCUUCUAUUUGUUUUUUAGACUUAUGAAAACCAAGUUGUUGAGGCGUGUUUCAAUUUGGAUUCUUCUGAGCAGCGGAACAACUGGCACAUCUAUGAUAAUGAUGAUGGUGAUCAUGUGUAUGAAGAUAUCCCUGAGAUAGAAGAUAUGUGCUUUACUCAUGAACGCUAAAACGACAGAACCAAAACAAACUGAACAGUAUACAAAACUGUGAUCAAAUAUGUGGUCAUAUUAAUGCCUUCAGUACUAAUUGUAAAAAGUCAUCUUUAUAUCAGGCAUAACCAUUUCUCAGAAGUACACAUCUAUAUUAAACUAUGACAUAAUCUUAUAUUUUUAGUUUAGCCUGUCUUCUCCCAGCUGUACACCUGUUAUGUACAUUGCCUGUAGUUAUGGGUUUUCCUCUGAUGUAGCAGUUUUUAACACUUGUACUUCAUAGUAGUUCUGUUCGAGCCCCAUAUUGUCAAUCUUUUUAGAAUACGUGAAUGAAUAAA